Molecule: messenger RNA, 1326 nt
Organism: Scedosporium apiospermum
Lineage: Eukaryota; Fungi; Ascomycota; Sordariomycetes; Microascales; Microascaceae
Exons: 2
Coding region: 1-1326 (441 amino acids)
Source: RefSeq, a predicted model, not a curated record
AUGGAGCUUGUGUCUAUCACGGCAGGGAUAAUACGUCCCGUGAUCGUUGGACGACAGAUCGUACGGUCCUGGGCCAGCCUCGGAGGCCCGGCUUGGCGUGAGGCCGAUCAGAUAGCCAGGGAAUUUGAGGCGCAAAGUGCCAUCUUGCAGGACACACUCGAAGUGCUCCUCUACAAGGCCAUCGCACAUGCAGAGAUCGAUGAGUUGCUCUCAGAUCCAGCAAACCCGAAAUGGCAAAGCUCAGAAAUUAACGAAGCCUUGAAGCAAAGACUGGGCGAGUUUGGAAACGAAGUGAUUGUCCACCAUAUCCAGAGCCUGCCCGAGACCCUCAAAUCUUUGGAGGAGUCAAUCCGCGUCAUCACUGAAAAACUAAAAGGCAGCCCUUGGCUCUCUUGGCGGGUAAAAUGGGCGCUCAUGCAGAAAGGGAUUCGGCAGGCAUUGCAGGAUCUGAGCUACUUCAAUCGAGACUUUCGGUUUAUAGCACAAACGCACUUGCUUCACGAGUCGAUUCAGGCGAGCCAGGGGAUGUAUGCGAGACAGGCGAUACAGAACGUCAACGAUGUUUUCGAGAAGUUUCACUGCCUCCAAGUGAUCGCUCAAAAUGCGGAGGCCAUUGCAACUGGUGAAAUCACCGAUCCGGUGGGCGUCGACGACGCAUUUAGUUUAUACAGUGUUGAAACAGAGGCCGGGAGGGAGGACGAAGCAGCAACUCUAAGCUUCCUGGCCUUGUCCCUUGAAGCAGCAAAUGGGACCGCUCCGCGCUUGGAGAAAGACGCCCUUCUUGACACGGGCGCGACUGCCUGUGCGAUCUCGGUUUCGCUCGCCCGAGAACUUCAGCUCGACAUCGAAGAGGAUGAAGAAGAACGAGAAGUACACACAGCCGCCCUGAACCUGACCCUACGCAUAGCAGGAAAAGCUCAGGUUAAGAUGCGAUGGAAGGACAGCAAGGGUGUGAGAUGUGGCACCAAGAUAUGGGUCUACGUUGUGUACGGGCUGUGUCAAGCCGUGCUCCUGUCACACGACUUCAUAUACAACCAUCCAGAAGUAUGGCAUGUCGCAAGGAAAGUGAUCAGGUCGGCAGAGGAGCUACAAGUGUUGUGGUUUAAAAAGCGCAGCGCCGAAGAUCAGAAGACGCAGCAAGGACUUCGGGCGAAGCGACUCGAAGAGAAUCGGGCCAGAGCCGAUGCCUCCAGUCCCCGAGCCGCCGGUUCCGCACAAAGCCAAGGAUCGAGCUCGCCAGGAGCAUCUGUAGCAGGUUCCUCAUCGACAUCCGAUCCCGCUUUGGCACUCCCUUCUGUGGCGCAGUCAACAGGCGGUGGAGAAUAA